AGGAAAUCUGAAUACGAAGUCCCGCCUGCCUGGCAAGAGCAAGGUGUAUGAGAACGUGGUCGUCAUCAUGGGCGGGGGAGGGGCGGAGCUGAUGCCACUGCUGGGACUCACCGACCGUGCAUUCGGCGUAUCCUGCUCGCUGAAGGACGGAACUCUCCGACGCCAGAAGAGACCUGCCGGACAGGAAAUCUACACGGGUUACGGAGAGAGCGACAUGGAUGCUGUCGAGUUGAGGGUUGUGGCUGGCACUGACCCGCAGGGUACCGAGAGUCAGAUGAUACCCGUGGGGUCGAAGGCAACGCUCGCUAUCGUCUAUCCGCAUGCACAACCUGAUCGUAGAGACUGCAUGUGCAGUGUGGCUCCACGGGGGGCGAAAGCUGAGCGGAGCGUGACACUCUCGUUUUGCCAGGUGAAUCGCGGGCCUAGAGGCUACGAGCGGGCUGUAAGCCUGAGAGUGCUGAGAGCCGAUGGCAAGCGCUACGUCUACGCUUCGUUCAAGAUGUUCAAAUUCCCGGACAGGAACACGCUGUACUUCCAGUGCGACGUCAAGUUCAACUUCUGCGGGCCUCGCCGCACCUUUUGCCACCGACAGAAACAUGACUGUGAAGCAUCUACGCUGAGUAAGAGGAAGCGAAGGUCAAAUGAACAGGAUGAGAUCGAUCGUUUGAUGGAAAACGCAGAUCCGCCGCUGCCGGCAGCAUCCAGCUACGUCAUGGGCGACCACGGCGAAUCGGAAGACGAGGACGGCAAGAAUUCCACGACGGUCCAGCUGUACCGCGAUGUCAUCAUUGUUAUGCCAGGGGAACCUGCCUACGAGGCGAUGAAACUUGCAUCGUCGCGGGAGGACAGUGUCUGUCUACACGAAGAACGUAUGUGGUGGGCCACAGGAUUCACGUGCCUGGCCGUGAUUUGCCUGUUUUUCUCCGGAAUCGUCUGCUUCCAACUGAAGAACAUUCAGCGAACGUCAACGAAAAAGCAGAAGGCAUAUGCGGCUACUGAGUCGUCAGCGACAUCAGCACAGCGUCACAAGAACAGGAAGCGAAACGAUGACAAGCACGAUAACUCUUCUAACGAGAAAGCCAAUGACCAAGUCUCGAAUGUAACGACAGAAUCUGAUGUUAGCAAGAAAAAGGAAACCAACCUGUCGGAAAAUCUGCUCACCGCUUCAGAGUUAAUGCAAAUGAAUAUUCUCUAAAUUUUGGCAGCGAGGCUAUACACAUAUUAAUAAAAUUAUAAAUACGGUCGGUAGUUAUAAAUACUUCUCGAUCAUGCAAUGCGUUCUAGGACCGUUAACGAAAGCAUUUGACAAGUUCUAAUCACUGAUCUCUAUUAUACUAACUUAUUAGUAUUAUACUAGUUAGUAUAAUAGAGAUCGGUGGCUCUAAUGCAGUGGCGUCUUUGGUGCCGUCUGCCCAAAGAUCGUAGAGUGAACGCACUGAUCUCUAUAAUAAUAUCAUGACUAUAUAUUAUUAUAGAGAUCAGUGAGUGAACGGCACUCUAGAAUCUUUGCGUCUGCCUGCCAACCUUGUGCUGCCAUCUCUCGCCGAACAAUACGCAUGAAUAAUGAAUGUGAAGCACGGUAGCUUCCAACGUUGAAAUUGUCGUUUUAUGUUUGUGUUACAGUUUAGACAUUUAUAUUUCCGAUUCUCAUACUCUCAACGAUUUACUAUUAAAAUAUUGUUAUCACUAUAAUAAAUGUUCUCAUACAAUUCUUAUUACAGAAAGUUGUUUAGUAGCAUUUUUGUGUAGUACGCUGAUAUUUACACUCUUAGAACUGAAAAGUGUCGAAAACAGUAAAACGAGAUAACAAUUUUCUGUUCAAAAUCAGGGACAACUACCAACACAGACAUCCACAAUCGCAUAGAAAGAAAAAAAACAGUGAAGGCCAUUAUAUUCAUAUUUAUAUAUUAAGUUUAUUAUCCGAAAUAAACACGGCUCUGAUAUGCUGGAACAGUUUUCCAGCCAUUUGAAAGAACGCGUACAAUUUACAUACAGGUUUUGAAAUUAUUUACAACAUAGGGGGUGAAAAUAUGCGACUCACUUACGGUAUGUGUAUGCAUUUAAUUGCUGUAUUUUUACAUUACAUCAAAAAUAGAGUAGUUACACAUGGGUACAGCUUGACGACAGUGUGUUGUAACAUAACAGGCAAAAUAUAUCCUUUAAAUUCAAUCGUAUCACUUGAGCAAAAAGUUCCACUACGUGUUUAUAGACAAUAACGAUCAAUGAUACAGUGGUAAACCAAUGUAAACGUCAAAUCCAAUGCGAGGGAAAAACGAUAACGGAAAUUCAACGCUCGCACCCUGCCCACUGCCCUGCUGAUUGACCUCAGUGAUGUCGUGGGGUCAGAUCAUAGGCUGUGUUCCAGGGACGGCUCUGUAGCACACACAGUAUGUGGCAUGUACACGCACAGACGCGCGCGCACACACACACGCGCACACACACCCACUCACACGCAAUC
Priapulus caudatus is the source of this 2458-nucleotide messenger RNA. RefSeq lists its product as uncharacterized. Lineage: Eukaryota; Metazoa; Priapulida; Priapulimorpha; Priapulimorphida; Priapulidae. The record is from RefSeq and is a predicted model, not a curated record. The transcript has 7 exons. The coding region runs from base 68 to 1195 and encodes 375 amino acids.